AUUCCAUAUCCUUAUCAGGCAAUAAAAAUAUCUCUCCUAUAAGUCUCGAACUGCACCAUUUUGUACUAAUCUAUUCGUCGUCACCUGAAGUUUAAGUGAAUAUGGAGACAUCAAUUUUCACAUUUGUUCUCCUCACUUCCUUAAUCCAAGGAAUCUAUUCGAUCAAGUGUUACGAAUGUAACAGAAGUGAUUGCUUAAAUAUUUCAACUGAAUCCGUGUAUUUAACAAAUUGUGACAGCGACCAUGUAUGUUAUUCCUUCGCUCACAAUGAUUCAGAUGGGAGAUUAGCAUCUAGAGGUUGUAUUGGAAACAGGGAUAAUUUGUGCCAGUUUUUUCAUGAAAAUUAUUCAGGCAUCAGUUGUAAAAUUUGUUCUACAGAUCUAUGCAACAAAGAACCCAUAGAGCCUUACAACACUUUUUGUUACAAAUGUGAUGAUGAUGACGCUUGUUUUGACCCUGUCCAAAACAGAGUUGAACAGGUGAGAUGUAAUGUGAAGACUUCAUUUUGCUAUUCCCAUAGGUACAAAGAUGGUGCUGGAUACAAAGUUGAGAGAGGUUGUCACCCUGGUACUAACAACAUAACCGUUUGCAACGAAUUAAGCAGAGUACGAACCUCAUCAAAUUGUUUGGCUUGUACUACAGAGACUUGUAACUACCAAAGAAUUCAGAAAACUCCUGGAAUGAGUUGCUACGAUUGCAACGACGAAAAGGAAUGCUUCCACCCAGAAAAAUAUUCUAUUCCCAUAACAACCUGCAAAUCAGAAAACGAAGCCUGUUACACUUUCCAGGCCUACCCAGAUGGUGUAAAGAAAGCUUUCAGGGGUUGUUACGAAGGCACCUCUUCGGAAGUAAGAGAAAAACUUUAUAAAAAUUUCAAAAAUAUUAACAUCUCAAGACUCUCCGUGUGUGAAGAUAGCAAUUGCAAUUCUUUGGAGCUGCCUUUGCAAUGUUACUCUUGCGGAGGAGUCAACAAUUAUGGUGGAUGUCUGGAUCCGAGUUCCAAUCCUGAUACACAAAUCAGUAACUGCGAACCAAAGGCCAACAUGACUCAAGUCUGCACUAGUUAUUAUAUCUCAGAUGCUAAGAAGGUGGUAAGGCGUUGUGCCAAUGUAGACAAAACGGUCAUUGAUGUUUGUGACCUUAUCAGUAACCAAUUCGAAGGUGGAAGCAAAAUUACACAGUGCAAUUAUUGUUCAGAAGAUCUGUGUAACAAAGACAUCAUUAAUGGUGCCUCCUUUAAUGGUUUCAGUUUUUAUACUUGCAUUGUCGGUUUCGGAGCUGUUUUGCUCACUGGACGACUCUGAAGCAUCGAUAGGUCCUUAAAAUGUAGUUGCAACAUAAAUGAAGUAAAAUUAUUUAUUAUU
Messenger RNA from Aethina tumida (small hive beetle), 1364 nucleotides. RefSeq lists its product as uncharacterized. The transcript has 8 exons. Lineage: Eukaryota; Metazoa; Arthropoda; Insecta; Coleoptera; Nitidulidae. The record is from RefSeq and is a predicted model, not a curated record. Bases 102 to 1304 code for a protein of 400 amino acids.